UUUUAGGCCCUCUGCCUUGCUUUGACUAUUAGACUAGCAUCAGACGGAAAAGUGAAGGGAGUGGAAUGGAAACAGGGAAAUGAAUCUAGCUUCUUGAAAGAAGGCCCCCUCAUGACACUUUGGUGAUUAACUAUUUUGAUAAUCACCCAGCGUGUCAUACUUUGAUGUCAUCUUUUCCAACAGUCUGUUGGAAGAUAUUCGUCUCACAUUUUUACGCAGAUUUUUCCGCUUUGGCGUGUUAUACUACGUAACUGAUUAUUUUCAAACGAGGACAAAAGUUUUUCGGAAUAUCAAAAAAGGUUUCUAUUAUCAAAAUUGGCUUCAUCUGUACAGAAAAAGGUAUAAAGCAGGAAUUAAUUUGAAUAAAGAAUAAUCAAAAUAACUUUGACUGUGUUUGAAAAGUUUUAAAAUACAAUACACGAGUUCUAGAAAUGCAUAAUGUUAAUAUUGCAUUACAUGAACCUUCAACUUUCGUUUCGAUUGAAUGAUUUUUUUCUGUUUACCAAUGGAAGUGAAAAUAGAAAAAUGAAAGUUCAUUUAAAUUCUCUGUCCGGGUGGAUCCUUGCUUCAACUAUUGUUUCCUUGUUGUUUUAUCAAAAUAUUGUGUACAUUGCAGCAAUUACAAGGCCAUCUCAUGAUGUAUCUAAAUGAUGUGAUAAAAGGGUAAUUUGAGUUUGCAAACGCGUGGCCUAUAUCAUCUCUAGCAGGCCCGGUGAAAGUGUUUCGAAUUCCUUCUGCAGUUCUCUCUAUGUGUUUGAAAAAUACAAAACCUUUCCUAAUUGAUUUCAGUAAACGUAAUCCAGAAUACUGCAACACAUAUGCAAUAAAAGUGAGGCCUUGCGCCUUUAGAAUUGUGUGUUCUUGUGCACCAACUGCUCAUCGUGUUAAUGUUUGCGUCUCUACAAGACCAGAGAACAGAAAGUGUAAAAAGAAGCAGAUAUCAAUAUGGAAAAGGGUUACUCCUAGUUAGUACUGCAGAGUCAGCUUGUACAUGGGUACAAGGUAGAGGUGCGGUAGAACAAUUUGAAUCACAUCAGCAGUUCAACACUAAGAAAAACUUUGUCUCUCGAACUUUAACUUUCGACCUCAAUACCUCGCAACUACUUUCCAAUUCUACUUUUAUUUAUUUCUGGCAAGACACUAAGCAUGCGCGGAUAAUAAGUGUCAACACGUAACCAGAAAUCAAAUCCUACUACAGAGGAGGGGGUGGGGGUUGCUCCAGGCCUCUAAAGUCGAAAAGUCAUUAAGAAUUUAGCCAUCGGACUCAGAUAAAAUAAUUACCGAAACUCAUUUGGUAAUCUCCACUCCAGGUAGGGCUGCAAAGUGCUACGAAGAUCCCAUCUUCGUGUAAUGGGGAAAACUAAUCUUUUAAAUACAAUCUAAGAGCCAUAGACAGCUCCGCAGAAAGAAAAAUCCAUUACAUUAUUCUUAAAGGUAAUCGUAUGUGAAUUUUUAUUUCAGCCUGAACUGCCGCAAAACAAGAAUCAUGGCCACAACAGGGAUCGGAACGUUAGGCCCAAUGACCUUGCCAACAGCAACAACGCCUAUCAUUGCACCAACCAUCCAGACUACAACAAAUACAGUUGCCAAUGGAAACAAAAACAAAGAAGAUAACGACUAUUGGGUGACGUACACAUUUAUUGUGGGAAUUGCUGCCGCUGUAUUGGUCAUCUGCACAGUAAUUGCAAUUGUUGCGAGUCGUUAUAAAAGUCUAAGAAAAGCAAGGGCUCAAUAUGCGAAAGAUCAGAUGCGAGCUAGACAAGAAAUCGAGAAGCAAAGAAGAGAAACACGAUCACGGACAUUAUCAACGACAGUCAGUAUUGCUGACCCCUUCUACAUUUUUCCUUUCUCCAACGAACCGGUGGAUGAUUCCAGUCCGUUUGAUGACGUGUUCUACUUACCGUCUACUGGAGCUGAAAAGAGAAAUUCGUUUGUCCAAGCCAUUCCAUCCUUUUCACAGCCUGUGCCGGUACACCCAGCUCGAAGACUGGAUUUGACCCCACCUCCAAGGCUGUCUCCGUCAUUUCAAGGUUCAGAUGAGAGACUCCAGGUGAACCAUAUUCCUGAAAGAAGACACAGCCUUUCUGUUUUCGCUCAAUCAUCACUCACGUUGCCCGCUUCCCAACCACCAAAAGUGCUCCCAAGGGAACCUAUCGUGCCCCCAAGGAGAUCACGACGUCAUUCGCACCAGCUUCCUUCCAGGAAACCACCACUUUCAAGACAAAGGUCACAUAGUGCGCUGGAGCUGAACAUAAAGGCGAACUACGGAUUCAUUGCAGAAGAAACUGAGCCUCCUGAGACUGUGCCAAGAAUGUCACUUCCAUCUCCAGACUAUGAAUGAGACAGCGAAAGUGCACUUAAGACACGAAGCCAAGACCCGAGCUAGCUUCAAUACUGGCAUACCACGGUGGGCGCCUCCGUUGAUGCUGGUCUUCGCUGGAAGAGGAGCAUGAUAAUCAUCUGAUUAAAAUAGAGGGCCUGGCAACCACAAUCUGAAGACGAAACUCUGAAUGCUAGAGAAACGAGGCCUGAGCACGAGGACACGCCCCAGUAGUUUGAAUUUGUCUUAGUUUCGAGAGACCGUGCUCCAAUUGAACAGCGUUCAACAAAGUCAUUUGCGUUGAUGAUUCGAAAAAAAUUUAAAAUGUAUUUCGUAUUUUAAAUUCACUUUUCCUAUUGAUCUGAUAAAGCAUGUUUCCAAGUAACAAAUGAAAUAAUCGAGGCAUGGAAAAAAGUAAACGUUUUUCUAUAAUCUGGCAGUUUAAUCUGGAAUAUUUUACCUUAAAUAUUUAGUGAAAUAUUGAGGCAGAAAGAUAAACUGUAGGUAAGAAUAGUUUAAACUAAAUGCUUGUUAAAAGAUUGAAACCCCAAUAUAGAGAAUAGGUUAAAAAAUCUCUUUUGUGUUAUCAUCGAGAUAACGUUAUCAACAACAGGGUUAAAUAAUAAAUGUUUGGGUUAAGUGGUAAAUUAAGGCACCCAUUCAACUCAUUUAGAUGCCAGCUGCAGGCCUAGAACUAAGGAAUCUCUAUUCGUUUACAAAACCUAAACAAACUGAGACAACUUCUUAUCAAACCCUAUUCUUUAGCACACAUGUACGUUAACUUGUUAAUUUGUCAGUUUGUAAAUAAUUUCCCAAAUUAUAUAGCGUAUUUUUUUCGAGUUCGGGCUUCAGAAACAAACGGUAUAUAAAUCUAACAUUACACUGGAAAAUGCUUCGUUGUGUCAUUCACAAAUAAAGGUUUCCAAAACUGUUCGGUUACUUGUCGAGACAGGAUUAUAAAUGUCGGGGGAUAUGAUGGUUUUUCUAUAUUACAGUUUGAGCCUAAUUUCAUCAGGUUGGUUAGAAAAUAUGCCGUUUAAGAGAAAACUGAGGAUUUCCCCAGGAUAGGACCAGAGUCAGAAAAACAUCACGGCUCCAGGGGCACUGGCCGGUGACCAAAAAGAGGAAGGUGACCAAAAAUUUGGAAAAUUGAGGAAGCUGAAAAAAUCGUGUUGCCUUAUGGCUUUCAAAAUACAGUCGGACAAAAAACAAAAAGUUAGGAAACAUUUAUAAACCUCCUUUUCAAUAUGGCAGAACUGCGUUGCACUGUAAAAAAUUAGGCAUUGACUAAUUAUAAUUUAUAUAUUUAAAUAAUGACAAGCGCUUUUGCUAUUAAUUGAUAUUUAUAUCAAUUAAUAACAAAGCAUUACAUCUGCCUCAAAAAUAUCUAUGAUUAAGAACAAGAUACAAUGUUUCAAAAUGUUUUUAGAAAAGCAGAGUUGCCAGGACAGGAGAUCAAGAUUAGUUGAGUAACACGUUUUCUGACCACGCCAUUUUAAACCCAUUAUGAGGAAGGUUUUAUAGCAAGAUUUUCUUGGCCGAAAGAAGGUUGAUAACUUUUCUGGACUCUCGGUAGGACAAUAGAGUUCUAAAGUGUGACGUCACCAAAAAACUAUUUUUAGAAUUUUUGAAUCUUAACGACAUAACAUAAAAGAUCUUCAUGAAAUACUUCCACAUAUGCAAAAUUAGUCAAAUAUGUCUAAAAUCAGUUGAGAUAUUGCCAAUGAAGAUUUGAAGUUUGCUGACGAAUCACUGGUAUUUUCACUCUGUUCAUAAAAUUAUGAAUAGAGACCAAAAUAUAGAGGUCUGAUGGGGACAGAGCCAAUACACAUGUGACCAUAUCUCAGCCAGUUCGUAACACAUUUGACUGAUUUUGCAUAUUUAGAGGUAUUUUAUGAUACUCUUUCAGACUAUGGGAUCCAAAUUCAAAA
Molecule: messenger RNA, 4251 nt
Organism: Rhopilema esculentum
Lineage: Eukaryota; Metazoa; Cnidaria; Scyphozoa; Rhizostomeae; Rhizostomatidae
Source: RefSeq, a predicted model, not a curated record